AUGCAGCAGAUUACCAUCACUGUCUUCGCCUUUGCCGCCAUUGGAAUGGUAUCAGCGGUCGUAUGUCCCGCCAAGCCGACGUUUGUUACUUUGCCGGCCCAAGUGAACAUCCCCGUUAAUGGCGUUUGCCUGGCCAACCAAAUCUGCUACAGCAGCGGUGGCAUCGAUCAGUGCUUCACUUGCGUGGAUGCGUCUGGAAGCUGCGAGGACUUCAACAAGAACGGAUACUGUACGAACUCUUUCUACACUGUGGCCCAGCGCCGUGCCGACUGUCCGUCAACCUGCGCGCUCUGC
Messenger RNA from Mesorhabditis spiculigera, 294 nucleotides. The record is from the annotation of a GenBank genome assembly. Lineage: Eukaryota; Metazoa; Nematoda; Chromadorea; Rhabditida; Rhabditidae.